This is a messenger RNA of Chelmon rostratus (copperband butterflyfish), 552 nucleotides long. It is a transcript of the gene jagn1a, whose product is annotated as jagunal homolog 1a. NCBI's taxonomy places the organism in Eukaryota, Metazoa, Chordata, Actinopteri, Chaetodontiformes, Chaetodontidae. Gene Ontology annotation, biological process: vesicle-mediated transport; endoplasmic reticulum organization; granulocyte colony-stimulating factor signaling pathway. The coding region runs from base 1 to 552 and encodes 183 amino acids. The record is from RefSeq and is a predicted model, not a curated record. Gene Ontology annotation, cellular component: endoplasmic reticulum membrane. The transcript is spliced from 2 exons.
AUGACAUCACGUGUUGGCCCCAGAGCUGCUGGUACCAAUGGAAGUGACUUUAAACACAGAGAGAGGGUUGUCCCACAUUACCAAAUGAGUGCUUCCCUGAAGUCAGAGGUACGGAAGUUAAAUCUGGUCCACCUGCUCUUGUGGCUGCUGGUGGCUGCACAGGUGACUGUCAGCCACUUCAACCUGAUGUCACAUGACACAGUGUCCAUGCCGUACCAGUGGGAGUACCCCUACCUGCUCAGCCUUCUCCCUCUGCUCUGCAGCAGCCUGUCACUUCCAAAGAACAAUAUCAGUUACCUGGUUAUAUCCAUGAUCAGCGCAGGCCUGUUCUCUGUGGCACCUCUCAUUUAUGGUGGGAUGGAGAUGUUUCCUGUAGCGCAGCAGCUCUACCGCCAUGGAAAGGCCUACCGCUUCAUUUUUGGCUUUUCUGCAGUCACUGUUAUGUACCUCAUCAUGGUGGUUGCUGUCCAGGUGCACGCCUGGCAGUUAUAUUACAUGAAAAAGCUGUUAGACUCAUGGUUCAACACCACUCAGGAGAAGAAGAAGAAAUAA